Molecule: messenger RNA, 717 nt
Organism: Ostrinia furnacalis (Asian corn borer)
Lineage: Eukaryota; Metazoa; Arthropoda; Insecta; Lepidoptera; Crambidae
Product: WD repeat-containing protein 89-like
Exons: 5
Coding region: 1-705 (234 amino acids)
Molecular function (GO): protein binding
Source: RefSeq, a predicted model, not a curated record
AUGGGANCAGGCAGUCAACUAGUGGAGGAUGAUGCAUAUCUAGUAUUCUGGGACUCCCGAAUGCCAAAACCUUUAGGGGGAUAUUGGAACUCUCAUACAGACGAUAUUACACAAGUCAAAUUCCACAAAGAGAAGACAGAAAUCCUAGCAUCAGGGUCAAUAGAUGGACUUUUGAAUAUAUUUAAUAUCUUGGAACAGACAGAAGAUGAUGCUCUGAUAUAUUCCUUAAAUGUAGAAAAUUCAGUAGAGAAAAUAUCCUGGUUGGACAGCAGAAGAGCUGCCUGCACUACACAGUCCAAUGACCUGCAGCUGUGGGACACAGACACUGGAGAUCAACUCAAGAGUUACAGUAGAGAUAAAAUUUCUAGAAGUAUAAAGAGGAGUAAAGAUGAUGAUUGUUAUUUAGUGGAUAUUUUCACAUCAAUUGAUGACACACCUGUACUAUUGGCUGGCUCAAAUGCUGGAGAUGGGGAUGUACUAAGGUCAAUUACGAUAGCAGAAAAGAAAUUGCAGCCAUGUACAAACUUUACACAAAACAAACAAAUUGUGAGGUGCUGUUGGUACGAAAAAGACAGAGACAUCCUGGUGACGGCGGGUGAGGGCGGGCGUGUGAGCGUUUGGGCCGGCGCGUCGGGGCAGGCGGCGCCCAAGCGGCUCAGUGGCGCGCUAGACAGGCUGCACGUCAACAGAUACAAGCCCUAUUAGAAUUUUACAUUA